Messenger RNA from Menidia menidia (Atlantic silverside), 812 nucleotides. The record is from the annotation of a GenBank genome assembly. Lineage: Eukaryota; Metazoa; Chordata; Actinopteri; Atheriniformes; Atherinopsidae.
AUGAGCAGCUUUAGCUGGACAGAUGUUAUCCAGCAGCAUCAGGGCUGAAACUGACUCCUGUUUCCUCCCUCUCAGCGGCUCUGACUGUGAGUCCCAGCAGCUCUCAGUUCUUCAGAGGAGCCUCUGUGUCUCUGAGCUGUGAGGAGGACGGCAGCUCUGCUGGAUGGACUGUGAGGAGGAACACCAGCAGAGGAACCAGGACCCAGUGUGGACCAGACUGGGGGAACCUGACCGGUUCUGUCUGUAGGAUGAGUUUUGUCUUUGAAAGUGACAGUGGUGAAUACUGGUGUGAGUCCGGCGGGGGGGCGGCCGGUCCCAGCACCCCCCUCACUGUCUCUGGUGGACCAGUGAUCCUGCAGAGUCCUGUCCUCCCUGUGAUGGAGGGGGGGGCCCUCAAUCUGAGCUGUACAGCACGCCCCCCCCCCUCCAGCCCCACAGCUGCUUUAUUCUAUAAAGAUGGCUCCCUCAUCAGGACGGAGCCUACAGGUCACAUGACCCUCCGGCCUGUUAGCAGGUCUGAUGAAGGCCUCUACAGCUGCUCCAUCGGGGGGGACACGUCCCCCUCCAGCCGGGUCCGGGUCACAGAGAAACCUCCAACCACGGCCCCGCCCACCUCUAUGGCCCCGCCCAUCAACAUCACCACCACAUCUGCCCGUCCUCCUGAUUGGUUGUUGGCCGUUUGUGUGAGUUCUGCGGUUUUUCUGCUGGUUCUGGUUCUGGUUCUGGUUCUGCUGUGGAGACGACGUGUCCAAAGGAAACCUGAAGGUGAGACAUACAUCAAAGACUUCCAGGCAAAGAUUACAAUUAUAUGA